UUUAGGUUUCAAUUAUAUCCCAGAAUGGCCUAGAAUUCACUGUAUUCUAAACUGGUCUCCAAUUCACUUAGAUCCUCCUGCAUCAGCUUCGUGUGCACUGGCGUGAGCAAUGGAAUUACACUAUAGCAGGCCACUCAGCACCACUUCUCCCAGAACUAUUUCAUACAGUUUUAAUUCAUCAGCUUCCUGUCAGUGUGCUGCAAUUAUCUGUUGAUGUGUGCAUCUAUUCCAUAAGGCUCCUUAAGCCGUCCUACAUAUUCUCACUUGGUCAGCAUGUGAAGUCCUGCCUGCCAUGCAAGGAUCACUUCAGCUCUUCAGAAGCACUGUGCUCCAUCACACCUCUGCACCCACAAGCUUUUGCAUCAGGUCACAUUGCCCGGUCCACUGUUAUUCAGCUUUCAAAACUUAGCUUAAUGUAAGACAGUAUCUUAUACAACAGUAACUUAAAAGCUACUGUCUUCAGGAAGUUUCCCUGAACUUUAUUUCCACACCCUCUGCCCCACAAUCCUCUACCCUACAACCCCAGUCUGGGUUUCUUUUCCUUCUAUUCCCACAGCUCCUAUAAUUCCCUCUCACCAUAAUUUCAUACCUUAAUUAAAACCUCUAGUCAGCUAAAGAAACUGUACUUUCAGAAGAUUAUGUUGAUAAAAUAUUCUAAAAAUUAGAGACAAAAAGUCUACCCAGUGGGCCAUUGUACACACAUAGGAAUGGAACACAGAGGAAGAAAUGAUAAGAAAUCAAAGAAAUUGAUGAGACUGAAGUGACUACAUGAUGAAGACCAGAGAGACUGUUGAGGUAAAGAUGACUAGCCUUCACCAUGGGAUUCCAGCAUACCAUUCAAUUCUUUUGUAGCAGUAUUGGCUUUGGUUGUGAAAGGUAAAAGUUUGUUGUCAAGGAACACACAUGGUGGUCACUACACAAAGUUUUGGUUUUUAUUGAAAAUUUGAAUAUGGUUAAGCUCUCCUAGGCCAUUAGGAAUAUGCUACAUCAAAGGGCAUGGGAAGGAAGAGUAAUAACUAAAAGGGAAAUAAGGUGGUAAUAACUAAAAGGGAAAGAUGAAGACAAGUUUAAUCCAUCCUCAUUUUGUACUCUCUGUUAUCUUGUUUUAGCCUUGUCAAUCUUAGAAUUGCAACAGACAACAGAGACACACUAAAAUUUCUCUAGUUUCUGUCAAGCCAACUAGAAAACUGAAUGAUCCCAUGGAAAGCAUCUCCACAGGAAACCAAACUGUCACUGAAUUUAUACUUCUUGGCUUCCAUGAAGUCCCUGGGCUAUACCUCCCAUUCUUUUCUGUUCUCACCAUCGUCUACGCCUCCAUCAUCACAGGGAACAUGCUCAUUGUAGUGGUGGUGGUCAGCUCCCAGAAGCUUCACACACCUAUGUAUUUCUUUCUGGUGAACCUGUCCUUCAUUGAGAUCCUCUAUACCUCCACAGUGGUGCCCAAAAUGUUGGAGGGCUUCCUACAGGAGUCUGCAAUCUCUGUGGCUGGCUGCUUGCUCCAGUUCUUCAUCUUUGGCUCUCUGGCUACAGAUGAGUGUUUUCUUCUGGCUGUGAUGGCAUAUGAUCGCUACCUAGCAAUCUGUCACCCGCUAAGAUACCCACUCCUGAUGGGGCCUCAGUGGUGUCUGGGGUUGGUGCUCACAGUCUGGCUGUCUGGAUUCAUGGUGGAUGGACUAGUUGUUGCUUUGAUGGCCCAGCUGAGGUUCUGUGGCCCCAACCAAAUUGACCACUUUUACUGUGAUUUCUCACCCUUGAUGGUCCUGGCCUGCUCAGACACCAGAGUGGCCCAGGUGACCACAUUUGUUCUCUCUGUCGUCUUCCUGACGAUCCCCUUUGGGCUGGUUCUGGUUUCCUAUGCUCAGAUUGUGGUGACUGUGUUGAGAGUUCCCGCUGGUGCCAGAAGAACAAAAGCUUUCUCUACAUGCUCCUCUCACCUGGCUGUGGUGUCCACAUUCUAUGGAACACUCAUGGUCUUGUACAUUGCACCCUCUGCUGUCCACUCCCAGCUCCUCACCAAGGUUGUUGCCCUGCUCUACACAGUGGUCACUCCCAUCUUCAACCCCGUCAUCUAUACCUUGAGGAACCAGGAGGUACAUCAGGCACUAAGAAGGCUUCUCUACUGCAAAGCAACUGAAAUGUGACCUAAGGAGAGCAGUGAAGAUUUUCUAUUGGAUGUUCAGGGUCUUGCUUGAAAAGUCUCCCAUAAUGGGCUGGGGAGGAACACUUUGUUAUUUCUCCAAAUUUCCCUUUAAGUCUUCUGAAUUAUUCCCAAGGGGAAGGUAAGAGUUCAAAAUUUUCAAAUAUUAGUGUGGUGGUUUGAAUGAGAGUGGCCCCCAUAGGUUCAUAAAUUUGAAUGCUUGGU
Molecule: messenger RNA, 2362 nt
Organism: Peromyscus maniculatus bairdii (prairie deer mouse)
Lineage: Eukaryota; Metazoa; Chordata; Mammalia; Rodentia; Cricetidae
Source: RefSeq, a predicted model, not a curated record